GACAGCCCCAAACAAUACAACUGCAGUUACAACUGAAAAAUUGAGAAGCAGGUGCCCAAAACAGACCCUUAAUUUAUCUAUAAUUCAGGUCAUGCCGGCUUAUAAGGCCCGGCAUGCUCCAGCGCUGCCCUUGUUGGAAGGACUUGCCAUUUCUGUUUCUCUGUUACUCUUCUGCAAUAACCAACAAUUAAAGAAGAUAAAGCAGAAAUUUCACAACCCUAGAUCCACGCCUAAAAUAGUAAAAUAACCUCUAUCCUUAUCCCUUCCCAUUCUCCUCUCCUGCUACCAUCUUCGCCUCAGAUGAAACCUAGGGCUAAGUAAAGCGCCAUUCCAGAAUCUCCAACACAAUCCCACGCCGGAGAUCAAUUCUACAGCGAUUCAUUGCAAUUCCGAGAAAAAUCGUGCUCGAGAUGGCUCAGGCGAGGAUCCGGCGGAGCAGAACAACACUCCUCGAACAGAUCUCCGUGAUGGAACCCACAAACCUCCGCGAUUUCCUCAAUAUCCGCCAGGAAGACAACAUCCCUGCUGCCGCAGCAACCGCCGCCGCCGCCGCCGGCCGACGUAGCGCCAACGCUGUAACCCUAGCGUCGAUCCUGGAGUCAGAGAAGCGCGGUGAGCGGAGACUUCUUGACAUCCUCCGGGAGGAAGAUGGAAGCAGGGGGAUCCAGCCGGAAGCGUCGGGGGGGAGAGUGAUUAGGGUUCCGUUGAUGACGUUGAUGGGGCUAACGGAAGAGGAGGUUGGAGAGAAAGCUACGACCGUCGGUGAUGUGGUGGCGGAGGAGAUGGUGUGCUGCGUGUGCCUGGUGAGGAAGAAGGGGGCGGCGUUCAUUCCUUGCGGGCACACGUAUUGCAGGGUGUGCUCGCGGGAGCUGAAAACCGGAAGGGGGAGUUGCCCCCUCUGCAACGGCGUCGUCGUUGAUGUCCUUGAUUUAUUUUGAUCCUUGAGUGCUUGCUAACCUGGUAAAGAUUUUGGAUUUCAAUUCUCUGUUAUUUCUGCUUCGCAUCUGUGAUGAUGGUGA
Molecule: messenger RNA, 1019 nt
Organism: Phalaenopsis equestris
Lineage: Eukaryota; Viridiplantae; Streptophyta; Magnoliopsida; Asparagales; Orchidaceae
Product: putative E3 ubiquitin-protein ligase XBAT35
Exons: 1
Coding region: 411-938 (175 amino acids)
Source: RefSeq, a predicted model, not a curated record